AUGGAGGAAAUGAAAGAGAAGAGUAUGCUGGAAAUGGAAGGGGUUUUUGUUAGGGUUUCACGCACAGAAUCUAUGCAGCAAGGAGAAGAGCUAGUACACUACAUUCCUGGGAUUAAACCAAUUUGCGUGAAGGAUCUCCCAUCUGUAUUCUAUGGCAAAGGCAUCGAAAAGUUGCCCUUCGUUCUCGACGCUAUAUCACUAUUGGUCAAUAAAGCACAAUACACCUUGUUAAUCACCAUCGAAGCAUUGGAGCCGCAAGUGAUUGAGGCUUUACAAGCUAAAUUUCCAGUCCCCAUUUUCACAGUUGGUCCAACAAUCCCUUACUUUGAUACCGAAUUCAAAACUAACAGCCAUAACCAGCCUAGCCCAAACUAUAUGGCGUGGCUUAAUGAUCAACCUAAGGACUCUGUUCUAUACAUAUCCCAAGGAAGUUUCAUGUCAGUAUCAAACCAACAGUUAGAUGAAAUUAAAGCUGGCGUGCAAAGCAGCAGUAUCCGGACGUUUGGGGUGGCACGUGAGAAUGCUUCCCUACUCACAGAUGGAGGUGAAAACGGGAACAGGGGAAUUGUGCUGCCUUGGUGCAACCAAUUGAGAGUUUUGUGCCAUCCUAGUGUAGGUGCAUUUUGGUCGCAUUGUGGAUGGAAUUCAACCAAGGAAGGUGCAUUUGCCGGUGUUCCAUUUCUUACAUUCCCAAUUGCCGCUGAUCAAAUUACGAACAGUAAGCUAAUAGUGGAGGACUGGAAGAUUGGCUGGAGGGUCAAUAACGAAAGCGAGAACCUGGUUAAGAGAGAUGAAAUUGCUCUAAUUGUUCAGAGGUUUUUGGACCUCGACAGCUACCAAGGAAGAGAAAUGAGGAGAAGAGCAAUGGAAAUAAGGAAAAGUUGUCAACAAGCAAUUGAAGGUGGAGCCAUCCAAGGAAAUAUUGACAGGUUUAUUCGGGAUAUUUCUCAGAGCCCAAGGAGAUAG
Molecule: messenger RNA, 966 nt
Organism: Lycium barbarum (goji berry)
Lineage: Eukaryota; Viridiplantae; Streptophyta; Magnoliopsida; Solanales; Solanaceae
Product: UDP-glycosyltransferase 87A2-like
Exons: 2
Coding region: 1-966 (321 amino acids)
Molecular function (GO): UDP-glycosyltransferase activity
Source: RefSeq, a predicted model, not a curated record